This is a messenger RNA of Cuscuta campestris, 1669 nucleotides long. The record is from the annotation of a GenBank genome assembly. NCBI's taxonomy places the organism in Eukaryota, Viridiplantae, Streptophyta, Magnoliopsida, Solanales, Convolvulaceae.
CCAAAAUAUUGCCCUUCCCAAAGCUCCCCUUCCAGUAGCUCCAGGUUUCCCACCAGUUCCUCUUUGAUGGAUUUAUCAUCUUUUGUUUUAUACAACCAUGACCUCACACUGUCAUAGAUCUGCACAAUUCCACCAAAUUCCCUUCUAAUCAAAUAAAAAGAGCUUGAGAAUACAUUUUCUUCCUCAAUUUUCAUCUUAACCAAACAUUAGAAUUUUGAGUUUCUUUUCUUUUUCUUAUCAUUUUCCUUUCUUCUUCAAUUCCUUGAACCAAACAUAGUAUUAGUGAAAAAAUUAUGUAAAUUCAAAGAUUUUUGUAAAAGGAUUUGAAGUUUGGUUAAGACUGUCCAUUUUCUCAAACGACAACAAUAUCAAGGGACCUUACUCCGGCCGUCCCCGUCAUCGUCUCCGACCUCUUAUCGGUUCUACCUCCCCCACGCGGUGUGUCCGCCUCCCGAUCUCUUCCCCGGUGCAUAAAAAACAAGCAGUUCGAUUAUUCUCAAGCUUCCCGUUUGAAUUCGAUGAUGUGAGAAUUGAAAUGAAAAAAUGCGGAGUGUAUAAAAUGGAUGUGAAAAGGCGGUUGCCACAAUGGAUGCAUUGUAUGCCUGUCGCGGAUCAUGAAAAGAAGAAAUCCAGAACCCAAGAUUCCAGUAAUGGUGAAGAAGAAGAUGAAGCUGAGGUUAAGAAGAAUUUCAAACCGGAAGACGCAAAUGAUGGCCGGGUGAAGAAGAAACCAAGAAUUAAAGAUUCAACCAAUGGGGGUGAAAAUGCAGAGGAUGGGUUGAAGAAAAAACCCAAAACUAGGCACGCAAAGUACGGCGAAAAUAUCGAUAGAAAAGCAGUGAAGAAGGAAAUCAAAAGAGAAGAUGUGAAAACAGAAAAGCUGGAGAAAGACAAGUUCAGAACGCAGAAAAGCAGGGAUGAUGAGAAGGAUUUGAAGCAGGAAGUAGAUGAAGGAACACAGAAAAGCUGGCGAAAGACAAGUUUAGAAGAUUACAAUGAUUACUUAGAGACAAAAAAUAUUGAUGAAGCCGAGCCUCCUCCUGUUAGAAUACACGGAGCAAAAGCAAAGCACUCUGUGAUUGAGAUCACUGAUAAAAAUAAAUGUUUGCCACAAACACAAGAUGAUGAGUAUUCCAGUGAAGAUGAAGAUCUUACUGCUGAUGAUUUGUUGACCAUCGCUAGAGAGUUAACCGGGAAUGAAGAAGAUGCAUGUGAGGCUCUUCCUCAUAAGCCGAAAACCAUUCCGUGUCUUCUUGGUAAAGAUAUGAUUGACUUGCUUUUGCCCCCUCCAUCGUCAAAGAUUACUCGAUGAGAGGAAGACGUUAGAGAUAACACUGAGUUCACUAAUGACCUUAAAACGUCCCAAGGAAGUGUUUGUUUCAAGGACCAUCCAGCUCUUCUCUCAAAGAGGAAAAGAAAAAAAGAGAGAGGCAGUCUCAAAGACAGUGAUGUACUAACUGUUUUUCUUCUGGUCAUGUAGUUUUCAUAUACUAAAGUUUGGUUAACCAUAGGAAUAAGCUUCAUCUCUAGCUUAUAAGGCCAUGUUCGGGAGUUGGGUUUCUGGUGUUUUGGUGUGUUUUGGCCGGUUUGGAAGGGGACGCAUUCUUGUUUUUAUUUGUCCGAAAUUAGUUCGCUAUUCGCAUUCAAUUAAGAAAGUAAAAUUUGUGCU